Molecule: messenger RNA, 1319 nt
Organism: Girardinichthys multiradiatus
Lineage: Eukaryota; Metazoa; Chordata; Actinopteri; Cyprinodontiformes; Goodeidae
Product: sialic acid-binding Ig-like lectin 15
Exons: 6
Coding region: 103-1053 (316 amino acids)
Biological process (GO): regulation of actin cytoskeleton organization; regulation of osteoclast development; regulation of bone resorption
Cellular component (GO): plasma membrane
Source: RefSeq, a predicted model, not a curated record
CUCUUUCCAUCUGACUGGAAAUGUUUCAUAAAGAGAUUCUGAAGCACUUCCUAUGUGAAAUUAGAACGUUGGAGAGUUUUCUAGUGGGGGAUACAACCAAAGAUGGAUCAGCAGACUCUGUGUUUCUCUCUGAUUCUGAUCAUCUCUGGGUCCAUCUCUGUCGCCUGGAAGAUGACAUGUUCUCCGAAGGUCACUGCUUCUAGAGGAGAAGACGUUGUCCUUAACUGCUCCAUCAGUCCUGAUAAACUAAAAGGUUUUGAGAGCAUCACUGUUAAAUGGAUUGCCAGAGAUCAGCAUGCCGAUCCGUUCUUUACAUGCUCUGUUAGGUAUAACCCUUUAGAAGGACCAAAUGACUGUUUGGCUUCAAUAUUACAAUUUUCACUGCUUGGAGAUCCUCGGAGGGGGGAGCUGUCACUGCUCAUCACUAAUGUCCAGCUCACUAAUGAAGGCACGUUCUUCUGUAAAGCGGAGCUCGAUAGACGGCAGAUGUUACAAGAAAAGAUUCGUCUUGAUGUGAAAGCGAAGCCUCAGAUCCUGAGCCUCUCAGUGGAGAAUGCAACCUGUGCUCAGAAGAGCAGCGUUUCCCAAUGGCUGAAAUGUGAAGUCGAAGGCAAUCCACUGCCUAAAGUCGUCUGGCUGUCGCCUUCAAAGCGUCUUUUAGAGGACCAGGGCCACAGCUGGCAUUCUGGAGAGUGGCGCAGGACUGCCUGUGUCCCAUAUCUGAAGGAGGAGGAGGACCAGGUGAUCACCUGCAGGGCGGAGAACAGUGAGGGCCAUGCUGAGAAGGACUUCCCAGAAAGUGAAGAUGUGAGGAUGAUUGUGAUCGUGGUUAGUGUCAUCGUAAUGAUGUUGCUGUCUGCAGUCUUCAUCAUCAUCGUCAUCAUGUGCCUCGGAAAACAUCGACAGAAGCAGGCCUCAGAUCGUGGAGCAGAACUUCAGCCGGUUUAUUCAGAGAUCAACUGCGAUCCCUCUACACAGGUGAACUCCAUGCAGUCCAGACAGAAUAACAUGGAUACAGACGUGAUGUAUUCUGCUGUUAGUGUCCAGCAGUGAUGAAGGUGAGAAACACAGCAGACCAAAUGAUCUGCUGGUUCUGAAGAGGACCAGAUCUGACUCCAGGAGCACUAGAUGUUAGAGAAGGGAAAACAUGGCAGUCACAGUUCUUUGGAGAACUAAACCGUCCUUCACUCAAAGUUCACUUAGGAGGUUUUGCUUGUCUUCAAUUCUUUGUUUGUCUCAUGAUUGCUUGUUUUAUUAUUUCUUAUUGUUAAUGUAUUUUCAUAAAAUCUGAAAUAAACCCUCUGGCAUUUAUCUCCAAA